Molecule: messenger RNA, 1396 nt
Organism: Dunckerocampus dactyliophorus (ringed pipefish)
Lineage: Eukaryota; Metazoa; Chordata; Actinopteri; Syngnathiformes; Syngnathidae
Product: oocyte zinc finger protein XlCOF19-like
Exons: 2
Coding region: 269-1249 (326 amino acids)
Biological process (GO): regulation of transcription by RNA polymerase II
Molecular function (GO): RNA polymerase II cis-regulatory region sequence-specific DNA binding; DNA-binding transcription factor activity
Source: RefSeq, a predicted model, not a curated record
ACUUAGCGUGCUCGCUGCUAACAAAAGACACGAAAGUGAUCAACACAUCGCCAAGUAGCGAUCAAAGUGUGAGUGUAAGGUGUUGUGAUUGUGCGAAAGUUCGAAAACUGAGUACGGGGAUAAACUUUCUCGAACAAAAGAGGAGAACGAGCGACAACGUCAACUACUGGACGCUGUUUUCAAGAAGCCUCAAGUUGUGUUACACGUAGCGGGAGCAGACAUCAGCAUAGAAGAUCUUCCCCCUGAGCAGCAGGAGUGGAGCUCCAGGAUGGAGCAGGAGGAGCCACAGCUCACCUACAUUAAAGAGGAAGAGAAGGAGCCACAGCCUUUCCACAUUAAAGAAGAACAGGAUCACAGCAUCAGUCAGGAGGCAGAGCAUCUUGAAGGGCUGGAGGAGUUCCCAGUGAUUCAUGUCAUUGUGAAGAGUGAAGAUGAUGAAGACAAAGGUGAAAGUGAGGAGAAGAGAGAGGUGGAGCCUCCAAGCAGCAGCUCAACUCAACACAUGACAACAGAAGCUGAUGGAGACCACUGUGGAGGAUCACAAGCAGACAACCUCUUAGCUCCACUAUCAGAUAGUGACGACACAACGUCACACUCUCCUGACACUGAUGAUGAAGACUGUAAAGCUGAUAUGACAUGUCACACUGACAACACACACUUUAAAUGCUCUCAAUGUGACAAAACUUUUGGUGACAAGAAAACUCUGAUGACGCACAUCAGAUGUCACACGACCAGAAACAGGACAUGCUCUCAGUGUGAUAAAACUUUUUAUGACCGUAAGAAUCUCAAAAGACACAUGAGACUACACACAGGACAAAAACCAUACAUGUGCUCAGUUUGUGGUAAAAGAUUCUCUGUGAAGGCGCAUUUGACAACACACACAAGAAUGCACACUGGAGAGAAACCUUUUUCCUGUUCAGUGUGUGGUACAGGUUUUGCACACAAAAAUGAGUUGAAAAUACACACAAGAAUACACACUGGAGAAAAACCUUUUACCUGUUCAGUGUGUGAUACAGGUUUUAGACGAAGUCACUAUUUAAAAAGACACAUGAGAAUACACACCGGAGAGAAACCGUAUUCCUGUUCAGUCUGCAACAAACGUUUUGGUGACCGAACACAUCUUGUAAGACACAUGAGACGACACACGGGUGAGAAAGUGUUUAGUUGCAGUGUGUGUCAUGAAAGAUUCUCUUAUAAGUACCAGGUUGACAAUCACAAGUGUGCUGGUGAGAACAGCAGCAGUAAAUGAAGCUGCAGGACCUCAAAUAAGCUGUCAAGACUUUGAUAACUUUGACUUUCUAACAACAUCACCACAUGUAACGUGCGUGACAUCUUUAUUGAGUGUGUAACACAAUCUUGUUAAUAUGCUUCUACCAUUUAAAUAUAAUAAAAAUAG